Malassezia vespertilionis is the source of this 627-nucleotide messenger RNA. RefSeq lists its product as uncharacterized. Lineage: Eukaryota; Fungi; Basidiomycota; Malasseziomycetes; Malasseziales; Malasseziaceae. Gene Ontology annotation, molecular function: Hsp90 protein binding. The record is from RefSeq and is a predicted model, not a curated record. The transcript has a single exon. Bases 1 to 627 code for a protein of 208 amino acids.
AUGGAAGAGGUCGCGCUAGAUAAGAUCCCCGAGGUCGAUGCGAACGGUAACCCACAGCUGGUCGCGGUGGAUCAAGGCCAGUAUUUUCCAUUUUCGGUCGAUCCCGAGACUGGCACCGUGGAUGCGCCCGGGCAGGAUGUCAAGCUUCUCAAUAUGCUCGCUCGAUGGACUAAAAUGAUGCCACCGAAAGCCCCGUUCCCGCCACCACCACAUAUUGUGCAGACAACGUUGAGCAAAAAUGUGCAGAUGGCAAAAGAUUCGGGCAACGCGAGCUACCGUACUAAGGACUGGCCGUCGGCGAUCAAGCAUUACACUAUGGGCAUCGCCAUGGCGACGACCCGUCCGUUGUGGGAGGCGAGCGAGUUGACGAGUGAUGAGCUUACGACACUGCUGGCUAACCGUAGUGCGGCAUUUAAUGGCGCUGAAGCCUACGUCGAGGCACUGUGCGAUGCGGACGCGGUGGUAAAGAUCCGUAAACCGUGGAGCAAGGGUCACUUUCGCAAGGGGCAAGCGCUCACAGGUCUGAAACGCUACGAAGAAGCGCGUGCGGCGUACAUGCUCGGUCAGCAAUUUGAGCCGGAUAAUGAAGAAUUUGCAAAAGCUAUUGCGGCACUCCCAAAGGCGUGA